CAUAAAAGCUUCGUAUCAACAAAGUGAGCAAACAACUACAAAAAUUAGGCAACUUGUCCAGAGCCUUCAUCAAGUCAUAACAGCAACAACAACAACAACAGCAACGGCACAAGCACCAGCCAUGGCUCCACAAUGACGCAUAACCCACAGGACACCACGCCACCCAAGACUGGCGAGCUGCGUGAAGUAUCUACCAAGGUGGCGAGGUACGAAAAUCGAACUCGUGCACGUCAGUCAGGCACUACAGACGCACAAGUAAACGCUCCCUCAAACGGAAUGGCUCACUCGCACAACAGCAGAGCACCUACCUGCAUAGCAGCCCCAACGCAAACAGUGCGAGCAGGCAGGCAGGAGCAGGAGCAGCAACAGCAGCAGCAGCAGCAGCACCGUCAUCAUUGUCCGUUUCACUGGGCAUGCGAUGCGUGGUCUCACGUGGGGAUGGGAGGCAGGUGAGGAGACACAUACUGAGGGUAUAUGUAAGGGGUAAGAGCCGAAGAGCACAUGGGCAUGCACGCAUGCCUGCAUGCCUGUGUGCAUGUAUGUGUGCGUGAGUGACUUUUGCGCAAGUGCGUGUGUGCGUGCGUGUCCUGCAUCCAAGACAGAUGGAAGUAACAAAGAAGAGGAGCUAGAUAGGUAGGUAGGUAGGUAGCGUAGCGUAAGAACGAGUUCCGCCAAUCAAUCAAUCAAUCAAUCAAUCGACUCCCCCAUAGAAGAAGAAGAGGAGCAAUCAACAGCAAUAACAACCACACAAGGAAAAG
Messenger RNA from Aplosporella prunicola CBS 121167, 758 nucleotides. RefSeq lists its product as uncharacterized. The coding region runs from base 133 to 453 and encodes 106 amino acids. The transcript has a single exon. The record is from RefSeq and is a predicted model, not a curated record. Lineage: Eukaryota; Fungi; Ascomycota; Dothideomycetes; Botryosphaeriales; Aplosporellaceae.